UCUGAAUAUUUCAUUGAAUUUGAUGGGAUGGUUAUAAAUGUGGGCAAUAUCAAAUAUUGCAUUCUACACACGAUUAUCCCUAUAAUUGUACUAAUACAAUUGUAUAAUAAAACCUUACUAAACAUUACUUUUUAAAGUAUUCAAAGGUCACGGAGAGCCAUAUUUCUGAGUUGUACAGUAUUGUUGACUCACCGCAUGUGAGUCUAAUAAUCCUCGUUUACUACGACAUUGUCUAGCAGUAGAAAUCCAUCAUUAAAAUUAACACCUUGCGUUAUCAGUAAACGAGAAUACUUAACAACGACGACCCUUCUAACGCGUUUUAACCUCUCCUUGCGGAAUUAUGUAACCCCCUGUACAUACUGUUGUCAUACAUAGUUGAAUAAGCUGGUGCUCUGCUGAUCAUCAACACCGCCAAGAAAGCGUAAAUAAACGUACUGAGUAAAAUCCAGUUACAAUUGUAUUACUAUGUUAAAAACUGUCCUCCAUAGGGCGACUGUCCCUCAACGUAUGCGGUUUGCUACCGCUGCUUCGAGCAACAUUCAUGGGGACUCUUGUUAUGACAUUACAAUUGUCGGUGCCGGUGCCGCUGGACUAGCCCUAGCAACAGCCUUAAAAGCCAAACCAGAAACACGUUCCCUAAAAAUUGCAGUUGUGGACCGUUUGAAAGUUACGGACUUGGAGAAUUGGACACCAACAAACUUCUCUAAUAGAUGCAGCUCAGUCGUAGGAUGCAACCGUGAAUUCAUGAAGGAAAUAGGAGCAUGGGAAAAUGUUCGCCAUGAUCGCAUACAACCUUUUCGACACGUUCAGGCUUGGGAUGGUAUUACGGACUCGGUAAUUCAUCUUGACCAAACAGAUAAGAAUGAUUCAAUGGCUUUCAUGACUGAAAACGUUAACAUUCUGUCCGCUUUUGUAAAGACUCUGCUUCAAUAUAACGGAUCAAAUCCGGUAGACUUUAUCAUGAGAAGCAACAUUGAGAACAUUACACUUGACCCUGAAACAAAACAUCCAGUACUGACGAUCGCUAAUGUCGGAACAAUAAGUACGAAACUGCUGGUGGGUGCCGAUGGACGUAACUCACUCGUCCGCUCAGCGGCGGGUAUAGAAUUACCAGGAUGGAGCUACAACACAUCUGCAGUCGUAGGAACACUUUCAAUUGAAGCUCCUGAUGACCCCUGCAUCGGUUAUCAACGCUUUCUUCCCACUGGGCCUAUAGCUUUCUUGCCGCUACCAGGAAAUAAUGCCUCUUUUGUCUGGAGUACGCGGCCACAUAUCGCAAAUUUUCUUCUUCAGCUUCCUGCUCCAACCUUUGUUCAUAUGCUAAAUGCCUCUUUUCGAUUAAGAGAAGUGGACUUGGAAUAUUUAUACAAAAUGGAUCCGACCAAACCCGAGCCCAUUAACGAACAGAUAGAAUGGAGACUCAAUAUGACUGUACCAAAGGUCCGACCUCCGCCUCUUGUUACCUCAAUAUUGCCCAAAUCCCGAGCUGCUUUUCCUCUUCGUUUAGCACACGCUGAUACGUACGUGAAAGAACGCUUAGCACUAAUUGGUGACGCCGCUCAUAAUACGCAUCCACUUGCAGGGCAAGGAUUGAACUCCGGUUUACGCGAUGCUAAAUCGCUUGCUAACGCACUCACAUUCGCAGUGGAGCAUGGACAGGAUGUGGGGAGUAUGUUUUCCUUACAACCUUAUGUCCGCGAGCGUUACUAUAAUAAUCAUUACGUCUUGGGCAUUGUCGAUAAAUUUCACAAGCUAUAUACUACGAAAAACCCCUUCGUUGUUGGUAUUCGUAGCUUAGGUGUAUCAACACUUGACAUUCUCAAGCCUAUAAAGAAAAGAAUUGUCCGCAAUGUUAGCGCAGGCCUGUAGGUUUUGACAAACAGAAUGCAUCGUGUUUGUCCAAACCAUGAAUACCGCACGAAAUGAUACGAUAGUAAUGACAAUAAUAAUCGAUACAAUGACAACGUUGUUAUAUACAUUCGCUUUAUGAAUUAAUCAUGAAACUAACAUGCGC
Molecule: messenger RNA, 2014 nt
Organism: Schizosaccharomyces japonicus yFS275
Lineage: Eukaryota; Fungi; Ascomycota; Schizosaccharomycetes; Schizosaccharomycetales; Schizosaccharomycetaceae
Product: monooxygenase Coq6
Exons: 1
Coding region: 466-1869 (467 amino acids)
Biological process (GO): ubiquinone biosynthetic process
Cellular component (GO): extrinsic component of mitochondrial inner membrane; mitochondrial inner membrane; mitochondrion
Molecular function (GO): 2-methoxy-6-polyprenolphenol 4-hydroxylase activity; flavin adenine dinucleotide binding; 4-hydroxy-3-all-trans-polyprenylbenzoate oxygenase activity
Source: RefSeq, a predicted model, not a curated record